This is a messenger RNA of Didymella exigua CBS 183.55, 1460 nucleotides long. RefSeq names its product 3-methyl-2-oxobutanoate hydroxymethyltransferase. NCBI's taxonomy places the organism in Eukaryota, Fungi, Ascomycota, Dothideomycetes, Pleosporales, Didymellaceae. Gene Ontology annotation, molecular function: 3-methyl-2-oxobutanoate hydroxymethyltransferase activity; magnesium ion binding. The coding region runs from base 257 to 1270 and encodes 337 amino acids. The transcript has 2 exons. Gene Ontology annotation, biological process: pantothenate biosynthetic process. The record is from RefSeq and is a predicted model, not a curated record. Gene Ontology annotation, cellular component: mitochondrion.
AGCCGGUCAUGACUGCCAAUGACGGUGCAAGACUAAUUAGACGACCCGAGCCGACUCGUCGAGGCGCCAACAAAGCCGACAAAAACGUCCGAGCGUCCAUCGUGAGAGAGACUUCAGCGAAGAUAUGUGUACACCACACCACAGCCAUAUAUAUAAGACUUUUGUUCGCCCCUGAACUUGUUCACCCAAAACUUACCCAUAGCAGUCUAAUCCAACACCACAAAAAUCCCGGGGUUCGAUUGUCCUCAAAACAACGAUGAUGUCGCGUGCCACAAUUAACACUCUUCGGAUAGCUUCGCAAAUAUGUGGACCCAAGAUACCGUCGUCGUUGGUGUCAGCUUCGCAAGGAUUGAUACCCGUUGUCAACGCUCGCUGGAGUUCCCAUUCGCCCUUGGGUGCAACACUCACCACACGGAAGCCGGUCACCAUCAACACCAUCCAGAGUAUGUAUCGUAAGAAGGAACCCAUCACGGUCAUCACCGCACAUGACUUCCCAAGUGCGUAUGUCGCGGAUCACGCCGGCAUGGAUGUAGUUCUUGUCGGAGACAGCCUCGCUAUGGUCGCCAUGGGUAUGGACGAUACCAGUGAAGUAUUGCUCGAUGAGAUGAUCCUGCACUGCAAGUCAGUAUCGCGAGCUGCCAAGGGAGCCUUCACAGUAGGAGAUCUACCAAUGGGCAGCUACGAGAUAUCGCCUGAGCAAGCCCUUGCUUCUGCGAUUCGUGUAAUCAAGGAAGGCCGCGUCAAGGCUGUUAAGCUGGAAGGCGGAAAGGAUAUGGCACCGACUAUCGCCAAGAUUACAGGUGCUGGUAUCCCGGUCCUUGCUCACAUCGGCCUCACGCCCCAGAGACAGAACGCGCUCGGUGGUUUCCGAGUGCAAGGCAAGACCAAAUCCUCAGCGGUAAAGUUCCUUGAAGACGCCCUCGCUGUCCAGGAGGCAGGUGCGUUUGCCACAGUCGUCGAAGCGGUGCCAGCUGAGGUUGCUGAGCUGGUAACGAAGAAGCUGGGCAUUCCCACUAUCGGCAUUGGUGCUGGCAAUGGCUGCUCAGGCCAGGUGCUUGUUCAGGUCGACAUGCUCGGCAACUUCCCGCCAGGUCGUUUCUUACCCAAGUUCGUCAAAAAAUUCGGAAACGUUUGGGAGGAGUCUCUCAAGGGUAUCGAGCAGUACAAGAUGGAGGUGAAGAGUCGAGCGUAUCCUGCGCCUGAACACACGUAUCCCAUGCCCAAGGAGGUAUUUGAGGAGUUCGAGAAGGCGGUGAACGAGAAAGAGUAGAGCCUCAUUUUCGUUGUUGGUGAUUGGUUUGCUGUAUUUCCACAUACCCCUGCUGCGUCAGUAGCGACUUGUUUUGGAUUUUGGUGCUUGGUGUCAGGAUAGGAUGGGGGUUUGUGCCGCGGCGAUCGCGCAGGCAAGCAUUAGAUCGAAUUGAAAGGUUACCCAAAAGCUGGUGACAUUGCAUAGCCUA